UAAUGUACCAUCAAACACAAGUUAAAUUUUUCGGAUAAAAAACAAGGAGCUAAAUUUAAAGAAAAACUUCUAGCGUUCAAUUGUGGAACAAUUUUAGCCACGGAUUUGUGAACCGAAUGGAUAAUCUACCAUUGAAUUUAGAAACAGCAGACCUUUGAUGUUAUAUUUGGAUGGUCCGGAGCACGUUGGCUUAUGUGAAGGAAAUCAGACCAAUGAAGUGGGGAUAUCAAAUUAACUUGCACCGACAGCGCCAGGACUGACGGAUUCUUUCAUUAUAACAUUUGAAUUAUGCUCGCAAUUAAUAGUUUAUCAAAUUAAAAUAAUUUCUCUGCCGUAUUUUCCAAUGCAUACUCGUUAGUGAGCUACGAAAAGUUUAAACUGCAGGGUAACAGAGAAAGAUAUAUGCCUCUCAAGUUGUAGAGUGGGUUACUUCACUGAUGUAUUUAGUCUCUUCCAAGAACGAUUCACAGAACGCACAGGUGACUUUCACCAUCCUUUGACAAACUCGAAAUAUUGCGUCUAGAACGAAGGAAUAUCCAUACAAUUUGUUUGACAAUUAUUGAGCCCACAGACAUAUCAAAACAUGACUGAAAGAACAGCAGAUGAGCAUUCUGAUGACUUUAAAGCUCUAAUCUCGGCAGCCUUAAAUGGACAUCUUGACGUACUUAAGUAUCUCAUUGGUCAAGGAGCACAGGUUGAGAGAGGUGAUGAUAAUGGUACGACUCCACUUCUUGCUGCAUCAUACAAUGGUCAACUUGACGUAGUUGAGUACCUCGUUGGUCAGGGAGCACAAAUUGAAACUUGUGAUAUUCUGGGUGAGACACCUCUUCACCUUGCAUCACGCAAUGAUCAUCUUGAUGUAGUUAAGUUUUUCAUUGGUAAAGGAGCACAGAUUGAUAAGCCUGCUAAACGUGGUACGACGGCUCUUCUCUCUGCAUCAGGUGCAGGUCAUCUUGACGUAGUUGAGUACCUCGUUGGUCAAGGAGCACAGGUCGAGAGAGGUGAUAAUGAUGGUCAGACACCUCUUCACUGUGCAUCACGCAAUGGUCAUCUUGAUGUAGUUGAGUACCUCGUUGGUCAAGGAGCACAGGUUGAUAAGCCUUCUAAAUCUGGUAUGACGGCUUAUAUCCUUGCAUCAGGUAAUGGUCAUCUUGAAGUAGUUCAGUACCUCAUGAGUAAACGAACACAGAGGAAAGAAGCAUCACCUGAAGACUCGGAACCAAAGGCAAAGAGGAUGAAAACCGAAGAGACGACUGAACCUGUGACGGAUGACACACCAAGUACAAGUGGUCAAACACAUGGAUUCGAUGACGUCUUCAAAGUAGCAGAAACCAUAUCAGAUGAUGGUGCUUUAAGGGGACUUGGUCAUGACCUGGGAGUCCGGAUUACUGGAGAUGAUACUGAAAAUAUCGAGGGAAACGACGACCAACUGACAUAUCUCAAACAUGACGCGAGGAGCAAUCGGGGUAAUAUUCCCUUCCGUGGUCUUUCGGCACCGCCUGAGAUCCUCGCUCGGGGGCCGAGAGCACGGCGAGCGUAUGCCGAGGCAGCUCAAGCUGGCACGAAGAAAGUAUUCCGAACACGCCUGAUGCUUGUUGGACAAGAACGUGUUGGAAAGACAAGUCUAAAGAAAACUCUUACAGGACAAAGAUUUGAUGAAAAUGAGGCAAUAACGAACGGUGUAGAAACAACAAGCGCAUGUGAAAUUUGUAUCGAGGUUGCAAAGGUUGGCGAGAAAAUGUGGUCAAUCCACAACAAAGGGCAUGGGAAUGAACAUACAAAAGAGGAUGAAUAUAGUAAAGCUAUUGCGGAUGACAUAGCAAAGAGGCUGAUCGCGACCCCACCACAGGAUCAAGCAAGUUUGGAACCACACAGCGAUGAUACUCGCAUCAGAGGCCUGCAUCCUGAAGAAGCAGGGGAUGAAUAUGUUAAAGCUCAUGUGGAUAAAAAAGCAAAGAAGAUGUCCAUGACCUCAACACAGAAUCAAGAAAGUUUAGAACCACACAGCGAUACUACUCUUGCCAGAGGCCUGAAUCCUGUAGAAGCAGAAAGACUUGUCUUGGAUAAGGUGGAGGCACCCAAGGCUAAAAAGGAGGAUGACAAUAUGCCAAAUCAAAUAGCAAGUCUGGUGGAGAGAAUGCUUAAGAAGCAGGUUCACCUAAAGGAGAUAGGAACAGACAGUACUGAUAGCGCUAGAGAAGAAAGGGUCUCACUAAGUAUAUGGGACUUUGCCGGACACGACAUAUACUACACAACCCAUCAGGUGUUUCUGACAUGGCGAGCCAUUUAUGUGAUAGUCUUUGAUCUCAGUAGAAGUUUGGAUUCGGUCGUUCCUCCUGAAUCCAGGGACAAGUAUUAUGAAAUGGCUAAAGGAGGUGCACAAUCAGAACUGACAUGUCUAGAGUUCAUCAAUUUCUGGUUGUGUUCCAUCUUCGCCCAUGCUGUGGCGCCCUCUUCGGCCAGGAAUAAGGAUACGUCUAAAACCGCUCAGAAAUCUCCACCAAUAUUCAUCGUUGGAACCCAUCGAGACAGUGUGCAAGGAAACGCAAAAGAGAAAAAGGAAAAAAUUGGCUUUGCCUUUGGGAAGAUCCGUGAAUCGAUCAUGAAGAGACCGUUUGAAUGCCAUGUGGUCCCCAAGUAUUAUGCCAUUGAAAACAGCUUAGAGGACAAAGAUGAAGAGCUGGUCGUGUUGAGGAGACAUAUUGAGAAAGUAGCGAUGGAAGAGCCUUACAUGGGAGAAGAGAUUCCACUUAGAUGGCUCUUAUUUGAGGAAGCUCUAGCUGCAGAUAGAAUCAAUUACAUGUCAUUAGAUCAGACCAAGGAACUGACGCAGCCAUUCGGGAUGGAAUCAGAGCGUGAACUUCUCACGAUGCUGACCUUCUACCACGACCUGGGUUACGUAGUCUACUACGGAGGCGUUGAAGACCAGCAAUCUCUUCUACGAGACAUGGUGAUCCUAAAUCCUCAGUGGCUAAUUGAUGUCUUCAAGCAGGUCAUAACCAUCCUGGAUCCUGCAGAAAGGGACGGGAUUAUGAGUGAUGCUUGGGCCACUCUUGAGAAGGAUGGUAUCUUAGAGGAUAGGUUGAUUCAGCAUAUACGGCAAGGCUCCUUGGAGCAAAAUGAGGCCUUAGUCAAGCUUAUGGCCAAGUUUGAUCUCAUCUGUGAGGCUCCUGUAGAACGACUCCAGCAAGAGCAACAGGAUGGAGUCGACACUCAGGUAUCAAAUGCAACAGGGAAAGUGGUAAAGAAGCGCUACUACGUUCCUUCCAGGCUGACGUCCCAUUGCUCCCCAGAAGAGAUUGCACUGAUUAAAUCUUCUACAGAAUUCUAUGUGGACUUCAGGGGCUUCUUAACAGAUGGGCUGUUUCAUCGGUUGAUGACGAGAGCAGUCAGAUGGAUGGGUGAAAGAGAUGGACAACCAGUGAAUCUUUUCUAUCGUCACAUCAGUCUAAUGGUUGAUGAAGAGCAUCAUGCCUUACUAGAGAUGCUACCUCCUCGUGAAGCAACUAUCAAGGUCACUGUAUUCAAAGGAACGUUUGCUGAUUCUGAUCAUGAUGGGGAUAACCAUCAACCUCCAGCCCCAAGUGCUGUCAAAGAGGUGAUGGACUUUGUAACAGAAACCCUUGAUAGCCUUAUUCAGCACUGGGCUAGAAGGAUCGAGUAUGAUGUCCGCUUCAUGUGCCCGAGACCGAACUGCAGUGAGAAGAAAGCGCUUAAAGACUGCAAGGGAAUGUCACUCAAGUGUGGACUACAUAACAUCCGUACGGCUCCAAUCAAGUUUAAGUUUGGAAUAACCAAGCCAUCACUAGGGAACACAACUUCCACAUCUCCGAGACCGUUGGCAUCUACAGUAGUCGACAUUCCUCCUCAAGGAGCAUCAGCAGCAGUCGGUGAAGUUCUUACGUCUACAGCAAGGAGUCAUCUCGAACGGGAAGAUGAUUUUGAUGACAUCUUGAAAAACGUGGCGCGUCUCAUCCCAGACAACACGAAAAUAGACUCUCUCGGCAAGGCCCUUGGUUUUGAUCCAGCCGAAAUUGGGAGGUACAUAGCCACGAAUACCCAUUAUCAGCAUGUGACGUAUGAGGGUACAUUGAAGAUGCUCCGCGAUUGGCGAGAUAACCAGACAGAUGCAGAAGAACGACCAGCUCUCGCAGAUGCCUUGAAGCUGGCAGGGCUUGAAAGACUUACAGACAUGUUCUCGAGGAAUUCUAAGGUUCCAGAUCUCCAAACCGGAAUAACUCGAGCAUCACUAGUGAACACAAAUUCCACAUCUCCGAGACCGUCAACGUCGGCAUCCAAAGUAGUCGACAUUUCUCUUCAAGGUGCAUCAGCAGCAGUCGAUGUAGUAUCUACUUCUACAUCAAGGGAAGUGAGCGACGAAAUGCUAAAUACAUUGGCACAAGAAAUUCCAUGCGACGACUACUACAAGUUUAGCGCAAAGCUUGGAAUCAAGCGAAUCAAGGCCAAGAACAUUCUCGCAGAGUGUCUCAACAACUAUGAGAAGGCAACGAGUGAAUGCAUUGCGAAAUGGAGGAUUAAAUCACCCCGUACUGUGGCUGACUUACACGAAGCUCUGAGAGAAGCUGAAUUAGAGACUUUAAUUGUUUACUGUAAUUAA
Messenger RNA from Strongylocentrotus purpuratus (purple sea urchin), 4618 nucleotides. RefSeq lists its product as uncharacterized. Gene Ontology annotation, cellular component: membrane. Bases 584 to 4618 code for a protein of 1344 amino acids. NCBI's taxonomy places the organism in Eukaryota, Metazoa, Echinodermata, Echinoidea, Camarodonta, Strongylocentrotidae. Gene Ontology annotation, biological process: netrin-activated signaling pathway. Gene Ontology annotation, molecular function: protein binding; netrin receptor activity. The transcript is spliced from 25 exons. The record is from RefSeq and is a predicted model, not a curated record.